AUGGCUUGGACUACUCUCGCAACAGACCCUGAGUCUUCAUGCCAUAUAAGGAUACCUUCGUGGUCGAAUGCCCAAGAUGUGUUCUCCACGCCGCGACCAUCCAAGCAAAUUACAUUCAUCAAGGAGCGCACUCAGCAGAGAACCACACCACGAUCGAAAGCUUCGAAACCACAAGUUCAGGGACCACCAGCCCCCAAAGCACCAGUACCUAAAACACAAGUACCCAAAACACAAGUAUCCAAAACACAACUACCCAAAACACGAGUCCCCGACCUAAAAGCUUCCAAUACAAAAGCUCCUCAACCAAAGGCUCCCCCUCCGAAAGCUCCCCAACCGAAAGCCACCACCCCAAAACUGCAAACUCCCAAGACACACCCAGUCCCAGACUGGACCGUCAUCCCAGACAGCAAACAGCCCGCAGCACUUACCGCACUCAACCUACACUGCCACGCCCGACCAGUUCUCACAGCCAACGAACACAAAUUCGGAACCACACUACCCAUCCCUUACCAAACCAACCCGAAGCGCGCAGCCAUAUGCAUCGACUGCGAGAUGGUUGGCAUAAACCCGAACAACACAUCAGCUUUAGCCCGCAUCUCGGUAAUCGACUACCUCACUAAUGAGAUCCUCAUCGAUACGCUCGUCGAACCCACGCAACCUGUCACGGACUGGCGGACGAAAUACAGUGGGAUCACAAGACAGGCUAUGGCGACUGCGGUGUCGCAGGGGAAAGCCCUUAGAGGAUCAUCUGAAGCACGCGCGGAGCUAUUCAAGUACAUCGAUAGCGACACUAUUCUUGUCGGACACGCUCUACAGCAUGACCUGUCAGCCCUAGGCAUCCGACACGACCGCAUCGUCGAUUCCGCAAUCCUAGCCGCUGAAGCUGUAGGUCGGGGCGUGAAGAAGCGGUGGGGACUCAAAGACCUAGCCAGCCAACUCCUCGACAUCAAGAUCCAGGGUGGCGAGAAAGUAGGACAUGAUUCCGUUGAAGAUGCUUUCGCAGCGAGGGAGGUAGUGUUGUGGUGUAUUGAGCAGCCGAAUAAGUUGAGAAUGUGGGGGCAGAGGAAGAGGAAGGAGUACUACGGCGGCAAAAGCAAGAAGAAUAGUGUCAAGAAGGGGGUUAGUUCGAGGGGGUUCCGUCCGUCGGCUUCGAGACCGGGGUGGUGUGGGCGCCUUGAGGAUGAUGAAGACGUGUUGACGUGGUCGGAUGUAGCGGGGGAUUGUGGGGAUAGGAAUUAUGAUCCCUGGUCGGACUAG
Alternaria viburni is the source of this 1257-nucleotide messenger RNA. RefSeq lists its product as uncharacterized. The transcript has a single exon. Gene Ontology annotation, cellular component: nucleus. NCBI's taxonomy places the organism in Eukaryota, Fungi, Ascomycota, Dothideomycetes, Pleosporales, Pleosporaceae. The record is from RefSeq and is a predicted model, not a curated record. Gene Ontology annotation, biological process: rRNA processing; ribosomal large subunit assembly. Gene Ontology annotation, molecular function: nucleic acid binding; exonuclease activity. The coding region runs from base 1 to 1257 and encodes 418 amino acids.